Messenger RNA from Papaver somniferum (opium poppy), 3409 nucleotides. RefSeq lists its product as uncharacterized. The transcript has 2 exons. Bases 138 to 614 code for a protein of 158 amino acids. Lineage: Eukaryota; Viridiplantae; Streptophyta; Magnoliopsida; Ranunculales; Papaveraceae. The record is from RefSeq and is a predicted model, not a curated record.
UUGAGUUUGUUCUUCUGCCUCCUUGGGAUUUAUCCCUUCAAUCUUACAGAGUAGAUCCUGUAGAUUGAUCCUGGUCACCCAUUUGUAGUGUAAAUCACUACAAUUGGUAUGAGAGACGGUCUUUCCUUGGAUUGAUCAUGGAUGAUGGUAACAGAUUUAAGGCUUUAGCUGAGCAUUUAGCUACUUUUCUUCAAGUUCAAGAAGUAAUUGCAAGGGAUCUAAGAAAUACACCAUCUCAUGUGUUUCUCGCCAGAUGCAAGAAAAUUUUAGUAGAAGAAACAAAGAACCCGUUGUUGCUCGAGCGUGAGAUACAUUUGAGUCGAUAUGUUAACGAGAAUUGGGAAUCAAAUUCGUCAGAAUUUUUUGACGAGAACUUCGAAUUAUUUGGAUCUGUGUUGAAGAAAGUGACGCUGAUUGAGAAAAAAAUUGAUGAAAACCUUGAAGGAGCUCCAAUUGAUUCAAAUUCAGAAGGAAAUGUCGUUCACAAUUCUUUUGAUGAAGAUUUUAUGGUGGAUUUUCGAAGUAAAAGAGCCGCAACUCAUGAGUUAUUAGAAGGUAUUAUUAUCAUGUUCGAAGUAAUUCUGAAUUCAAUGGGAAAUACGUUUAUAUGCUAGUUCUUCAACAAGGUUGGAAUCCCAGUGAUAACAGUGAUUAUUCUCUCGCGCAACUUAAAAUGGAUAAGGUGAAUUACGAAUUACUCGAUGAUGAAUGUUUAUUCCUUAUCUUUGAUUCUUCUCGUAGGGUAAUUGAUCGUGGAAAAGGAUUCCAACUGAUUAUGGGGUAUUUUUAUUAUGCCAGUUAUUAUGAAUGUUGUUUUGGUACCAUUACUUCUGGUCUGAUUGUUCAUAUUGAGUCAAUUUUCAUGGAUAACUGCAAUGCAAAUGUUGUUUAUAAACUGAUUAUAGAAUUCGGGUAUGAGUUAGAACCGUUGAUUUCGAACAAAUGAGCUUAUGUGUGUUGUUUCACUUAGUUCUGAUUAUGGUCGUAUGUUUUUUGAUCGUGGAAGAGAGUUUGAACUUAAUAAAGGAUUUACUUACAUUGUCAAGGAAUUUUAUAAAUUUUGUUUCCACAUGAAUACUUCUUGUACAUUUGUGCUUAAGCCAUGUUUGAUUUUAUUGGAUAAACUUAAUCCUGAGUUUGUUCAUGAGCUACUUCUUCAAAAUGGGUAUUCAUUUAAAAUGUUAUUUUAGAAUCCAAAUGCAUUAGUGUGGGAUAAUACUAGUGCUAAUGGUGACAGUAGUAAGAUGUUUCCUCAAAGGUCUGAGAGAAUCAAACUGGUGAUACUUCUGCUAACAUGGGUGGUUGGAAUUGGUACAUCACGUAGUUUGUUUGCGAACUUGUUUCUUCAUGAGAAGAUCCCCUGGACUAAUUUCAUGACUCACUUUCCGAAGUUAUCACAUCAAUAUAGUAUCUCCAGUCGUGGUGGUGAUUGAAUGUUGUGGGAUAGAGGAGUGAAUGAUUCUGGGAAAGAUAACAUGGUUGUAAUUAAUGCUGCAGUUGGAAUAGCUAGGGCAUUUGUAAAAAUACUCCUAAGAGGAAAUAAGUAUUGUAACAUAUUUAUUACUGGAAUCGCAAAACCGUCUAUCAACGAGAAGGCACCUGAACUUUUGGAUCAAAUGCAUCAUAUUAACAGAUGGGGUUUUAGUGGUGUUAAUUUUUUAGUCUUACAGCCGAGGGUGUUUGACCGUGUCAAGGAGUUUCAGUACAUGAGAUACUCUUGCUUUGCUAUGAAAUUUCUUUUAUCAAGAUACACUGGGUUGUGUAGUUGGUGAAUAGAUCGCACUAAGUGAUUCUAACAAGAUGUUUGUCGAAACUUUGUGGAAAAGUGAUAUAUCGAAGAUUCUUGUGAGUAUUUUAAGAGGUAAUAUUGGAUUUCUUUCACUAAAUAUUGUAGAUACAGUAUGUCAUUGGUUCUAUACAGGGAAGCCUGGUAGUAUUCUUCAUUGUGUAACAAUAUUUAGAGCAUCUAAGGUACUGGUUGGUAAAUUGUUCUCACAAGAGUGGCUAGAGGUGUUGACUUCAGAAGAUGGUCCCGUUAGACUCCAUCAUUAUUCUCUUAGGGUGAAUAUGUUCGUUGUGGGGAUUUAUUGUCAUAGUUGAGGAAGAUUUUCUUCUCGCGCAGUCCUUUUUGUAUACCUUCAGUGUACGAUAGCCACAACAGUCGACAAAAGUCCAGGAAAAAAACCUUGAUUUUUGGAUCGUCUAGUUCCAGCACUCUUACGGAUGUUUGGUAUUUUGUGUGGCUCAAGAGGGGUUGCAGAGGAGUGGAAAUUCAUGAAGAGAGAGUGGGAGUCGCAGAUACAUCCACGAAAAAUGAUGGGGUUAUUAUCGAUAGUUUAAGUGGUGUAAGCAGAUUCUAUGAGUGGUUCAUGCAAAUGCUUAUGAAAGUUAUUGGUUAUGGGAGUUGGAUUGCUUAUGCGGAUACAAGAAAUUCAAUCAGCUCAAUUAUUGCUAUUGGCCGUGUGGGAUGCCUCCGGAUUCAGUUGUGGCAGGUGAUGUUUUGGAUCUUACAGAAAUGCUCUACACAUAAUGUUAUUUUAACUUCUCGUUCAACUAAAUGUCACAUCGCUAUGGUCAGUAUACUCAAGUUUGGAGAGGUAAGGGUAAUUCGUGUCACUACCUUAUGCGACUUUCCUGUACAUUAAAGGCUAUAUACUUUUUAGAAGUUUUUGGCAUGAGAUAUUCAACACAGUCGCUACUUACCUGCAAGUCAGCACAAGUCAUCACUCAGCAUUGGCAACAGAGUGUUUCCUCCUCUUAUACUGUAGGAUGUUUAUAUUUCUAUGGUGAAAUCAUGAAAAUAAAUUUGAGAAGAUCUAUAGUGGAUGUUUGGGGCAAUUAUUCCACCUUAUUACCUACUAGUAUGCCAAACUAUUUAGAUAAAAACAAAGACACAGUAAGGUCUUCGCACCAAUUAUACUCAUGCGCUUAUGGAGUCCUUAUCCGAGAAGGAAACAUGAAGAUUUACUUUCAUGACUCAACUGAUAAUGGACAUCUAAUCCUUAUGUUUGAAUGCACUUCUUAUAUGGUCGGUAGCUGUUCUGCUGUAGUUAUUAUUUGUGAGUUAAGUGGGAACAAAGCUAUCAAGGCCCACCAAUCCGUGAAGAUGAAGAAAGUUCUGGGCUUGGGUGUUGAAGUCUAUAAAAUCCCAUCUCCUAUCGUGUUCAGAAGCUGCAACAAGAGUGUGAGUCGCUUCAACCGAUCUCAAUCCUUAAUUUCCAUCCUUGAGUACAAGGAUGAUUUGGAGGGUGGGUAUUUGUCAUGUCCCUGUUGGUGGCUACUAUCUUGUUAGAGGGUGCCUUAGUAUUAGUUAGUGAACGUGUGUGUCACACAUGUUUUAAAGUUGUGCCCUAUUUAGUGGAGUCUGUAAUUCCUCUUUCAAUUUAUUGAAAUAGAGAUUGUUGAGUUU